UCCAUCAUCAGUGGGACUUGGUAUGUGACAGAGCUUGGCUAUGUCAAGUUAUUCAAUCGACUUACAUGGCUGGAGUUUUGGCAGGUUGCGUCGUUUACGGACACCUUUCGGACAGAAUCGGGAGAAGAGCAGUGAUUCUUCUCGGAACUGUACAACUGAUAUCAAGUUCUCUCUUGACGACAUUCACUGAGAGCAUGACGUUGUUCAUCUUGUUGCGAUUUUUGGUCGCAAUGGGAACCAAUGCGCAAUUCACUGUUGCCUUCGUCCUCGUGAUGGAAAUAAUUGGCGGGCGGAAGAGGACCGUGAUGGGAAUUGCAUACGAGUAUCCGUUUUCUUUGGGCUUCAUGACCCUGCCAGGAAUCGCGUAUUUGAUUUCGGAUUGGCGUUAUUUGCAACUAGCGAUUUCUUUGCCAAUAGUUUUUCUCCUUGUUUAUUAC
Notodromas monacha is the source of this 437-nucleotide messenger RNA. Lineage: Eukaryota; Metazoa; Arthropoda; Ostracoda; Podocopida; Cyprididae. The record is from the annotation of a GenBank genome assembly.